AUGGACGUGGUCGUGGACGUGGACGUGGACGUGGACGCGGACGUGGACGCGGACGUGGACGUGGACGCGGACGUGGACGCGGACGCGGACGUGGACGUGGACGCGGACGCGGACGUGGACGUGGACGCGGACGCGGACGCGGACGUGGACGUGGACGCGGACGUGGACGCGGACGUGGACAAGGACGCGGACAUGGACGUGGUUGUGGACAUGGACAUGGACCUGGACGUGGACAUGGACAUGGACGUGGACGUGGACAUGGACAUGGACAUGGACGUGGACGUGGACAUGGACGUGGACGUGGACGUGGACGCGGACGUGGACGUGGAUACGUGGACGGACGUGGACCUGGACGUGGACGUGGACGUGGACAUGGACGUGGACGUGGUCGUGGACGUGGAUGUGGUCGUGGUCGUGGACGUGGACAUGGUCGUGGACAUGGACGUGGACAUGGUCGUGGACGUGGACGUGGACGUGGACGUGGACGUGGACGUGGACGUGGACAUGGACAUGGACAUGGACGUGGACGUGGACGUGGACGUGGACAUGGACGUGGACAUGGACGUGGACGUGGACGUGGACGUGGACAUGGACGUGGACAUGGACGUGGAGGACUUGGAAGUGGACAUGGACGUGGUCGUGGACAUGGACGUGGACGAGGACGUGGACGUGGUCGUGGACGUGGACGUGGACGUGGUCGUGGACGUGGACGUGGACGUGGUCUUGGACGUGGUCGUGGACGUGGACGUGGACGUGGACGUCCACCUGGACGUGGACGUGGACGUAGACGUGGACGUGGACGUGGACGUGGACGUGGACAUGGACAUGGACAUGGACGUGGACGUGGACGUGGACGUGGACGUGGGGGUGGACGUGGACGUGGACGUCGACGUGGACGUCGACGUGGACGUGGACGUGGACGUUGACGUGGACGUGGACGUGGACGUGGACGUGGACGUGGACGUGGACGUGGACAUGGACGUGGAGGACUUGGACGUGGACAUGGACGUGGACAUGGACGUGGACAUGGACUUGGACGUGGACGUGGUCGUGGACGUGGACGUGGACGUGGACAUGGACAUGGACAUGGACGUGGACGUGGACGUGGACAUGGACAUGGACGUGGACAUGGACGUGGAGGACUUGGAAGUGGACAUGGACGUGGUCGUGGACAUGGACGUGGACGAGGACGUGGACGUGGUCGUGGACGUGGACGUGGACGUGGUCGUGGACGUGGACGUGGACGUGGUCUUGGACGUGGUCGUGGACGUGGACGUGGACGUGGACGUCCACCUGGACGUGGACGUGGACGUAGACGUGGACGUGGACGUGGACGUGGACGUGGACAUGGACAUGGACAUGGACGUGGACGUGGACGUGGACGUGGACGUGGGGGUGGACGUGGACGUGGACGUCGACGUGGACGUCGACGUGGACGUGGACGUGGACGUUGACGUGGACGUGGACGUGGACGUGGACGUGGACGUGGACGUGGACGUGGACAUGGACGUGGAGGACUUGGACGUGGACAUGGACGUGGACAUGGACGUGGACAUGGACUUGGACGUGGACGUGGACGUGGACGUGGACGUGGACCUGGACGUGGACGCGGACGCGGACGUGGACGUGGACGUGGACGCGGACCUGGACGUGGACGCGGACGCGGACGUGGACGUGGACGCGGAAGUUGACGUGGACGUGGAAGUUGACGUGGACGUGGACGUGGACGUGGACGUGGACCUGGACUUGGACGUGGACGUGGACGUGGACGUGGACGUUGACGUGGACGUGGACAUGGACGUGGACGUGGACCUGGACGUGGACGUGGACGUGGACGUGGACGUGGACGUGGUCGUGGACGUGGACGUGGACGUGGACGUGGACGUGGACGUGGACGUGGACGUGGACCUGGACGUGGACGUGGACGUGGACGUGGACGUGGACGUGGACGUGGACCUGGACGUGGACGUGGACGUGGACGUUGACGUGGACGUGGACGUGGACGUGGACGUGGACGUGGACGUGGACAGGGACGUGGACGUGGACAUGGACGUGGACGUGGACGUGGACGUGGACAUGGACGUGGACAUGGACGUGGAGGACUUGGACGUGGACAUGGACGUGGAGGACUUGGACGUGGACAUGGACGUGGUCAUGGACGUGGACGUGGACGUGGACGUGGAGGACUUGGACGUGGACGUGGACAUGGACGUGGACAUGGUCGUGGACGUGGACGUGGACGUGGACCUGGACGUGGACGUGGACGUGGACCGUGGACACUUGGACAUGGACGUGGACGUGGACGUGGACGUCGACGUGGACAUGGACGUGGACGUCGACGUCGACGUGGACGUGGACGUGGACGUGGACGUGGACAUGGACGUGGACAUGGGCGUGGAGGACUUGGACGUGGACAUGGACGUGGUCGUGGACAUGGACGUGGAGGACUUGGACGUGGACAUGGACGUGGUCGUAGACAUGGACGUGGACAUGGACAUGGACAUGGACGUAGACGUGGACAUGGACGUGGACAUGGACGCGGACGUGGACGUGGACGUGGACAUGGACAUGGACAUGGACGUGGACAUGGACGUGGACAUGGACGUGGACAUGGACGUGGACGUGGACGUGGACGUCGACGUGGACAUGGACAUGGACAUGGACGUGGACGUGGACGUGGACGCGGACGUGGACGUGGACGUGGAUGGACGCGGACGUGGAUGGAUGCGGACGUGGAUGGACGUGGACGUGGACGCGGACGUGGACGUGGACGCGGACGUGGACGCGGACGCGGAAGUGGACGGGGAUGUGGACGUGGACGGGGACGUGGACGUGGACGUGGACGUGGACGUGGACGUGGACAUGGACGUGGAUAUGGACGUGGACAUGGACGUGGACGUGGACGUGGACGUGGACAUGGACGUGGACAUGGACGUGGACGUGGACAUGGACGUGGACAUGGACGUGGACGUGGUCGUGGACGUGGACGUGGAGGACUUGGACGUGGACAUGGACGUGGACAUGGACGUGGACGUAGACGUGGACGUGGACGUGGACGUGGACGUGGACGUGGGGGACUUGGACGUAGACGUGGACGUGGUUGUGGACGUGGACGUGGACGUGGACGUGGAGGUUUUGGACGUGGACAUGGACGUGGACAUGGACGUGGACGUGGUCGUGGACAUUGACGUGGACGUGGUCGUGGACGUGGUUGUGAACGUGGACGUGGACGUGGACGUGGACGUGGACGUGGACCUGGACCUGGACGUGGACGUGGACGUGGACGUGGACAUGGACGUGGACGUGGACGUGGACGUCGACGUGGACGUGGACGUGGACGUGGACGUGGACGUGGACGUGGACGUGGACGUGGACAUGGACGUGGACGUGGACAUGGACGUGGACGUGGAGGUGGAGGACUUGGACGUGGACAUGGACGUGGUCAUGGACAUGGACGUGGACAUGGACAUGGACAUGGACAUGGACAUGGACGUGGACGUGGACAUGGACGCGGACAUGGACGCGGACGUAGACGUGGACGUGGACGUGGACAUGGACAUGGACAUGGACGUGGACAUGGACGUGGACAUGGACGUGGACGCGGACGUGGACAAGGACGUGGACGUGGACGUGGACAUGGACGUGGACGUGGACGUGGAGAUGGACGCGGACGUGGGCGUGGACGUGGACGUGGAAGCGGACGUGGACGUGGACGGGGACGUGGACGUGGACGGGGACAUGGACGUGGACGUGGAAGUGGACGUGGACGUGGACAUGGACGUGGACAUCGACGUGGACAUGGACGUGGACGUGGACGUGGACAUGGACGUGGACGUGGACAUGGACGUGGACAUGGACGUGGACGUGGUCGUGGACGUGGACGUGGUGGACUUGGACCUGGACGUGGACGUAGACGUGGACGUGGACGUGGACGUGGACGUGGAGGACUUGGACGUGGACGUGGACGUAAACGUGGACUUUGACGUGGACAUGGACGUGGUCGUGGACGUGGACAAGGACAUGGACGUGGAGGACUUGGACGUGGACAUGGACGUGGACAUGGACGUGGACGUGGUCGUGGACGUGGAUAUGAUCGUGGACGUGGACGUGGACGUGGACGUGAACGUGGACGUGGACGUGGUCGUGGUCGUAGUCGUGGUCGUGGUCGUGGACGUGGACGUGGACGUGGACGUGGACGUGGUCGUGGACGUGGACGUGGACGUGGACGUGGACCUGGUCGUGGACGUGGUCGUGGACGUGGACGUGGACGUGGACGUGGACGUGGUCGUGGAGGUGGACGUGGACGUGGACGUGGAGGUGGAGGUGGACGUGGACGUGGAGGUGGACGUGGACGUGGACGUGGAGGUGGAGGUGGAGGUGGACGUGGACGUGGACGUGGACGUGGUCAUGGACGUGGACGUGGACGUGGAGGUGGAGGUGGAGGUGGACGUGGACGUGGACGUGGUCGUGGAUGUGGACGUGGACGUGGAGGUGGAGGUGGACGUGGACGUGGAGGUGGAGGUGGACGUGGACGUGGACGUGGACGUGGAGGUGGUCGUGGAUGUGGACGUGGACGUGGACGUGGAGGUGGAGGUGGACGUGGACGUGGAGGUGGAGGUGGACGUGGACGUGGACGUGGACGUGGACAUGGACGUGGACAUGGACGUGGAGGACCUGGACGUGGACAUGGACGUGGUCGUGGACGUGGAUGUGGACGUGGAGGACUUGGACGUGGACAUGGACGUGGACAUGGACGUGGACGUGGUCGUGGACGUGGAUAUGGUCGUGGACGUGGACGUGGACGUGGACGUGGACGUGGACGUCGACGUCGACGUGGACAUAGACGUGGACGUGGACGUGGACAUGGACAUGGACGUGGUCGUGGUCGUGGUCGUGGUCGUGGACGUGGACGUGGACAUGGACGUGGACGUGGUCGUGGACGUGGACGUGGACGUGGACGUGGACGUGGACAUGGACGUGGACGUGGACGUGGACAUGGACAUGGACGUGGACUUGGACAUGGACGUGGACGUGGACAUGGACGUGGACGUGGACGUGGAGGACUUGGACGUGGACAUGGACGUGGUCGUGGACGUUGACGUGGACGUGGACGUGGAGGACUUGGACGUGGACAUGGACGUGGUCGUGGACGUUGACGUGGACGUGGACGUGGAGGACUUGGACGUGGAUAUGGACGUGGACAUGGACGUGGACGUGGACGUGGAGGACUUGGACGUGGACAUGGACGUGGACAUGGACGUGGACGUGGACGUGGACGUGGACGUGGACGUGGUCGUGGACGUGGACGUGGACGUGGUCGUGGUCGUGGUCGUGGACGUGGACGUGGACGUGGACGUGGUCGUGGUCGUGGACGUGGACGUGGACGUGGACGAGGACGUGGUCGUGGACGUGGACGUGGACGUGGACAUGGACAUGGUCGUGGACGUGGACGUGGACAUGGACGUGGAGGUGAACGUGGACGUGGACGUGGACAUGGACGUGGACAUGGUCGUGGACGUGGACGUGGACGUGGACGUGGACAUGGACGUGGACGUGGACGUGGACGUGGACGUGGAGGACUUGGACGUGGACAUGGACGUGGACGUGGACGUGGACGUGGACGUUGAGGUGGAGGUGGACGUGGACGUGGACGUGGACGUGGACGUGGACGUGGACGUGGACGUGGACGUGGAGGACUUGGACGUGGACAUGGACGUGGACGUGGACAUGGACGUGGACGUGGACGUGGACGUGGACGUGGACAUGGACGUGGACGUGGAGGUGGACGUGGACGUGGAGGUGGACGUGGACGUGGAGGUGGACGUGGACGUGGACGUGGACGUGGACGUGGACGUGGACAUGGACGUGGAGGACUUGGACGUGGACAUGGACGUGGACGUGGACGUGGACGUGGACGUGGACGUGGUCGUGGACGUGGACUUGGACGUGGACGUGGACGUGGACUUGGACGUGGGCGUGGACGUGGACGUGGACGUGGACUUGGACGUGGACGUGGACGUGGACGUGGACGUGGUCGUGGACGUGGACGUGGACGUGGUCGUAGACGUGGACGUGGACGAGGUCGUGGACGUGGACGUGGUCGUGGACGUGGACGUGGAGGACGUGGACGUGGACCUGGACGUGGACGUGGACGUGGACGUGGUCGUGAACGUGGUUGUGGAUGUGGUCGUGGAUGUGGACGUGGACGUGGUCGUGGACAUGGACGUGGACAUGGACAUGGACGUGGUCGUGGACGUGGACAUGGACGUGGUCGUGGACUUGGACGUGGACGUGGACGUGGAUGUGGUCGUGGAUGUGGACGUGGACGUGGUCGUGGACGUGGACGUGGACGUGGACAUGGACGUGGACGUGGAGGACGUGGACGCGGACGUGGACGUGGUCGUGGACGUGGUCGUGGACGUGGUUGUGGACGUGGUCGUGGACAUGGACGUGGACCUGGACGUGGACGUGGACGUGGAGGUGGAGGUGGAGGUGGACGUGGACGUGGACGUGGACGUGGACGUGGACAUGGACGUGGACGUGGACGUGGACGUGUACGUGGACCUGGACGUGGACGUGGACGUGGACGUGGACAUGGACGUGGUCGUGGACGUGGACGUGGACGUGGACUUGGACGUGGACGUGGACGUGGACUUGGACGUGGUCGUGGACGUGGACGUGGACGUGGACGUGGACUUGGACGUGGACGUGGACGUGGACGUGAACGUGGACGUGGUCAUGGACGUGGACGUGGACGUGGUCGUGGACGUGGACGUGGACGAGGUCGUGGACGUGGACGUGGUCGUGGACGUGGACGUGGACGUGGACGUGGAGGACGUGGACGUGGACCUGGACGUGGACGUGGACGUGGACGUGGUCGUGGACCUGGUCGUGGAUGUGGUCGUGGAUGUGGACGUGGACGUGGUUGUGGACAUGGACGUGGACGUGGACAUGGGCGUGGUCGUGGACGUGGACGUGGACGUGGAUGUGGACUUGGACGUGGACGUGGACGUGGAUGUGGUCGUGGAUGUGGACGUGGAUGUGGUCGUGGACGUAGACGUGGACGUGGACGUGGACGAGGUCGUGGUCGUGGACGUGGACGUGGACGUGGACUUGGACGUGGACGUGGACGAGGUCUUGGACGUGGACGUGGUCGUGGACGUGGAUGUGGUCGUGGACGUGGAUGUGGACGUGGACCUGGACGUGGACGUGGACGUGGACCUGGACGUGGACCUGGACGUGGACGUGGACGUGGUCGUGGACGUGGUCGUGGAUGUGGACGUGGAUGUGGACGUGGACGUGGACGUGGACGUGGACGUGGUCGUGGACGUGGGCGUGGACGUGGACGUGGACCUGGACGUGGACGUGGACAUGGACGUGGACGUGGACGUGGACAUGGACGUGGACAUAAACGUGAACGUGGACGUGGAUGUGAACGUGGACGUGGACAUGGACGUGGACGUGGACGUGGACGUGGACGUGGACGUGGACGUGGACUUGGACGUGGACGUGGACUUGGACGUGGACGUGGACGUGGAUGUGGACGUGGACGUGGACGUGGACGUGGACAUGGACGAGGUCGUGGACGUGGACGUGGUCGUGGACGUGGACGUGGACGUGGAAGACGUGGACGUGGACGUGGACGUGGACUUGGACGUGGACGUGGACGUGGUCGUGGACGUGGACGUGGACGUGGUCGUGGACGUGGAGGACGUGGACGUGGACGUGGAGGCGGACGUGGACUUGGACGUGGACGUGGACGUGGACGUGGAGGACGUGGACGUGGACGUGGACUUGGACGUGGACAAGGUCGUGGACGUGGACGUGGAGGUGGACGUGGACUUGGACGUGGACGUGGACGUGGACGUGGAGGACGUGGACUUGGACGUGGAGGACGUGGACGUGGACGUGGACUUGGACGUGGUCGUGGACGUGGAGGACGUGGACGUGGUUGUGGACGUGGACGUGGACAUUGACGUGGACGCAGACGUGGUCGUGGACGUGAACGUGGACGUGGACGUGGUCGUGGACGUGAACGUGGACGUGGACUUGGACGUGGACAUGGACGUGGACGUGGACCUGGACGUGGACUUGGACUUGGACGUGGACGUGGACGUGGCCGUGGUCGUGGACGUGGACGUGGUCGUGGACGUGGACGUGGACGUGGACCUGGACUUGGACCUGGACAUGGACUUGGACGUGGACGUGGACGUGGUCGUGGACGUGGUCGUGGACGUGGUCGUGGACGUGGUCGUGGACGGGGACGCGGACGUGGUCGUGGACGUGGACGCGGACGUGGUCGUGGACGUGGACAUGGACGUGGACCUGGACGUGGACGUGGACUUGGACCUGGACGCGGACUUGGACUUGGACGUGGACGCGGACUUGGACGUGGACGUGGACGCGGACGUGGACGUGGACUUGGACUUGGACGUGGACGUGGACUUGGACUUGGACGUGGACGUGGACGUGGACGUGGUCGUGGACGUGGACGUGGACGUGGUCGUGGACGUGGACGUGGACCUGGACGUGGACGUGGUCGACGUGGACGUGGACGUGGAGGACGUGGACGAGGACGUGGAGGACGUGGACUUGGACGUGGACGCGGACUUGGACGUGGACGUGGACGCGGACGUGGACGUGGACUUGGACGUGGACGUGGACGUGGACGUGGUCGUGGGCGUGGACGUGGACGUGGACGUGGUCGUGGACGUGGACGUGGACGAGGACGUGGACGUGGACGUGGACGUGGAGGACGUGGACGUGGACGUGGACCUGGACGUGGACGUAGACUUGGACGUGGACGUGGACGUGGUCGUGGACGUGGUCGUGGACGUGGUCGUGGACGUGGACGUGGACGUGGACCUGGACUUCGACGUGGACGUGGACGUGGACGUGGUCGUGGACGUGGACGUGGAGGUGGACGUGGACGUGGAUAUGGACGUGGUCGUGGACGUGGUCGUGGACGUGGACGUGGUCGUGGACGUGGACGUGGACGUGGACCUGGACGUGGAGGACGUGGACGUGGACGUGGAGGACGUGGACGUGGACCUGGACCUGGUCGUGGACGUGGACGUGGACGUCGACGUGGACGUGGAGGACGUGGACGUGGACGUGGACGUGGAUGUGGACCUGGACGUGGAUGUGGACGUGGAUGUGGACCUGGACGUGGACGUGGUCGUGGACGGGGACGUGGUUGUGGUCGUGGACGUGGACGCGGACGUGGUCGUGGACGUGGACGAGGUCGUGGACGUGGACGUGGACCUGGACGUGGACGUGGACUUGGACGUGGACGCGGACGUGGACGUGGACGCGGACGUGGACGUGGACGCGGACGUGGACGCGGACGUGGACGUGGACGUGGACGCGGACUUGGACGUGGACGUGGACGUGGACGUGGUCGUGGACGUGGACGUGGACGUGGUCGUGGACGUGGACAUGGGCUUGGACCUGGACAUGGACUUGGACGUGGACGUGGACGUGGUCGUGGACGUGGACGCGGACGUGGACGUUGACGUGGAUGUGGACGUGGACGUGGACGUGGACAUGGACGUGGACGUGGACAUGGACGUGGUCGUGGACGUGGACGUGGACGUGGACUUGGACGUGGACGUGGACGUGGUCGUGGACGUAGACAUGGACGUGGACGUGGACGUGGUCGUGGACGUGGACGUGGAGGACGUGGACGUGGACGUGGACGUGGACGUGGACCUGGACGUGGACCUGGACGUGGACGUGGACGUGGUCGUGGACGUGGUCGUGGAUGUGGACGUGGAUGUGGACGUGGACGUGGACGUGGACGUGGUUGUGGACGUGGACGUGGACGUGGACUUGGACGACCACGUCCACGUCCACGUCAUCCACGUCCACGUCCACGUCCUCCACGUCCACGUCCACGUCCACGUCCAAGCCUACGUCCACGACCACGUCCACGUCCACGUCUAG
Messenger RNA from Closterium sp. NIES-65, 9945 nucleotides. The record is from the annotation of a GenBank genome assembly. NCBI's taxonomy places the organism in Eukaryota, Viridiplantae, Streptophyta, Zygnematophyceae, Desmidiales, Closteriaceae.